Molecule: messenger RNA, 5535 nt
Organism: Ylistrum balloti
Lineage: Eukaryota; Metazoa; Mollusca; Bivalvia; Pectinida; Pectinidae
Product: luc7-like protein 3
Exons: 10
Coding region: 1-1263 (420 amino acids)
Biological process (GO): mRNA splice site recognition
Cellular component (GO): U1 snRNP; U2-type prespliceosome
Molecular function (GO): mRNA binding
Source: RefSeq, a predicted model, not a curated record
AUGGCUUCCCAUGCCUUGUCACAAAUGCUGGACGAGCUUAUGGGUCGUGAUCGAAAUCUGGCUCCGACAGAAAAGAAAAGUGAACUACACUGGCAAGAUUCGGAGGUUUGCAAGUUUUUCCUGGUGGAUUUUUGUCCGCAUGAAUUGUUCGUGAACACAAGAGCAGAUUUAGGGCCUUGUGAGAAGAUCCACGAUGAAAUCUUUAAAAAAGAAUAUAAAACUUCAAGCAGGGUGAAAACAAUGGGCUAUGAGGAGGAAUUUGAGCGCUACUUGGAGGGACUGAUAGCCGAUGUUGAGAGGCGUAUUCGUCGGGGUCAUCAACGCUUAGCUCUUAACAAUGCCCAGGGCAAUCUAAAUGGACAAAUGAACAGAGACAAAGAAGAAAAAAUACAGAUGUUGACAGAAAGAAUAAAUGACCUUGUACAACAGGCAGAAGAACUGGGCUGUGAAGGGAAAGUAGAGGAGGCUCAGGGUGUGAUGAAACUUUGUGACCAGCUCCGGGAGGAAAGGAAACAGAGCGAGUCGAAUAAGCUUGCAACCCAAUCCAAUGAACCAGAAAAGACAAUGGAGGUUUGCUCGGUGUGUGGUGCUUUGUUAGUGGUAGGUGAUGUACAACAGAGGAUUGAUGAACACCUUAUGGGCAAACAGCAUGCUGGAUACGCUCGCAUUAGGGCCUACGUAGAAGGAAAGAAAAUGAAAAGAGUCACUGAGGAAGAAGAAAGAGAAGCUAGAUUUCAAAAGGAGAGGGAAGAGCGUGAGAAAGAAAGGGAAAAGGAAAGAGAAGAACGUCGCAAACGUGAAAAAGAAAGGGAAGAAAAGGAAAAGGAACGAGAAAAAGAGAGGGAAAGGGAGAGAGAAGAGAGACGAAAGAAACGCUCUAGAAGCCGUGACAGAGACAGGCACAGGCGUUCGCGAAGCAGAAGCAGGCACAGACGAAGAUCAAGGAGUCGAUCUAGGGACCAUCACAGGUCCUCUCGCCACCGUCGCUCCAGAUCAAGGUCACGCUCUAGACGGUCAAGGAGUCGAGACAGACGUUCACGGGACAAGGAUUAUCGUCGUCGGUCUCGCAGUAAGGAACGAUCUCGGGAUAAAGACCGCAGUUCCAGGGAACGGUCAAGGAGAAGCAGAGAUAGAAAGGACAGAGACAAGGGAAAGGCAAAAUCACACUCCAGAGACAGAGAUAGCCCUGACACACAGGAGAAAUCCAAAGACGACCAUAGCAAAGACGAGCAAAAUAACAAAACAGAGGAAUUCAAAGAUUGAUUUAGAGGUGACACAAAAUUUGCUGUCAGUUUUCAACAAAUCAGGUGAGUUUACUAGUGUCCAGUGGUGACGAGGUUAAAGUUGACCAGAACUGACCAAUGGUUGAGAUUGAAAAUAGGUAAUAACAGGCAUGGCAGGUAAGUGCAGGAACUGAUGCCAAAAUGCCAACAUGGCUGUUUUAGAGAAUCAGAGGGGGAAAAGCAGACAUGUUUGUCAGAAACAAGAGAAAAAAAGAAUUGAAAAAAAAAUAUAAAAUAAAAUCAAGCUGUUUAUUAAGCAAUUAGAAAAUGGUGUGAUUGGUUUUUGCUUUUUAUUGCAAAAUGAAGCUGUGUUCAGUAAUCUGCUUUACUCUCUGGUCCCAAGGAAAAAAGAAAUUAAUUAAUUUUAGGAAAAAGGAAAAAAAAAGAUCAUUUCAUUCUGCCUAGCAGAAAGUCGGUUUAAAAGAUGAUAGUCAAUUUGGGUUGGAUUAAUUAGAAUGUGUAGACCAGUAUUUAUCAUUGGUGAUAAAACUUUGAAUGAUUUGUAUUCAAUUUUCCACCUUUUAUAUCUGAAACCAAUCCAAGGCUUGCGGUGACCAAGCUAUUUGCUGACAUCCUAACAGAGAGUAAAAUCAAUUCCGUCAUGUACUUGUUGCUAAACCCAACACAAGGUGAGUGAGAAAAAAGUUAACAUUUCCAUGCAUAUUUUGUAAAAUUUUAUAAUUUUUUUUUUUCAAUUCAAUGUUAUUUCAAAGGCUACAGUAAUAAGUCACAGAGAAUUUUCUCUCUAUAAAGUUUAUAUUUAAUCAUAUUUUUUUUUUAUCUUUUUCCCUUUUUUUCCCCCCUUUUUUUCAAUUUAAAAAGUAGACUUUUACUGUUGUACAUUGUCAGUAUUUCUAAAAUGAAAGUCAUUUACCUUGAUGAUGUCCAUCUCCAUAGAGACAGGUAAGGUGUAUAAAGUAUUCGAGUCGCAUCCCUUGAUGAUGCAGUUAUAUGACAGGUAACUCAUUGUAUUCUUUGCUCAAAACCAAAGAAGGUCGAUGGAUGAUACCACAGGUAACUGCUGUGCAUUGAUUUGGGAAGAAAAUAACCAAUCAAAUGAAUAUAAUAAAUACAGAUGUGAAAGAAUAGACUCGGUGGCUUUUGUGAAUUUCAUUUCUUUUAAGGAACAUUAAAAAUUUCUGAAAGUGCAAUUUUCACCUUGAUAUCAGUGAUAUUAUCACAAGGCAAACAGUUUUGUGUUGCUUUAAAAUGGUUCCAAUACUAUGGACGUUAGAUUCUUUUCAACAAAGUAGACCCAUCAGAGUUCUUCAUGGAAAAAUACAAAAGAGAAAAGAUCUCUGAUCACAGAGGUCAAGGUUAGAAGUGGAAUUCAAAUUCUACUUUGGUUAGUGACAACAAAUCUGUACUAUCAAACAGAGAUAAGAGCUACAUAAAUUUGAUGUACAAAGAUGAUAUCUAUUCAGGAUAAAGGUUAGUUCUACAUUCAAAUUUGAAGGCAAUCUACUUGUUUGAACUGGGAACUAGAAUCAGCCGUUGUUGCAAGAGAGUUUUACCAAUGAAAAAUUUUAAUCUGCACUGGGGAGUGCAAGGCCCUAUUAACCGUCUUUAAGGUAUUGCUCAAAGAAGAUGUUUGAAACCUUGGCUUUGUGAUGUUCCAAAGCUCUACCCUCAUGAAGAGGGUAUUGAUAUAUUUGUUCAUUGAUUAUAAAACCUGCUGAAUUCAAGAUGUUUAAUUGAAUACCAGUACUGUUGUCCAAUGUGGGCAAGUGACAUACAGUUCUAUGAGAAUGACACUACAAUUGCUUCAUACAAUGUUGGCUGGAAAUCACUUGAAAUUAGUGGUAUAGUGCUGCUUUAUUUCUGUUUUUACUGAGCAAUCGACAUUUACCAAUAUAUUGGAGAUGGAACUAUUCCUAAAUAUCAUUAUCAUAGAAGAUUUAGUUCGUUCGGGAAACUGGAAAUGGAAUAUUGAGGUUAGUGAAAGUUCUAGUAAGCCUACCAAUGGUUUGAGCCGAUCCUGUGUUGACUCAAGGUUAGUGGAAGCAAUUUCAUAUGUUCCAAACAACUUGUGCGAUGGGCAGCAGGCGACGCGUUUCCCAGAUUCUACAGCUAUGUCAAGUAAGAGUAGUGGUGAGAAAGUUGGGCCUGGCUGGAAAUGGCCAAAACUGGCACCGUGCAUGUACCAUUUGACAUCUUACAAAAAACCACUCUUAAACGACAUGUGCACAAUACUUCUGAUUUCAGUGGCCUUCAAUUACAAUAGCAAAACUACUGUGGAGCAGGAAAAGCAUUUAAAAGAAACAGGAUGUUGAAUGAAAACUACUCCCCUCAUGCUCAUCUGUGUAAUGUAUCAGGUAUGACUUCCGAAUACUCGCUGGUUCCCUCUCUUGUGUAUACUGUACUGUUAUGGUGGGGAUGUGUUACGUGUUUGGGGUUUUAAUUUUCAGGUACAGCUUGAGAUACAAGUUGAUUAUAUGCACACUGAAAUGAGACCAUUGUUGUUGUCUGUUAUAUCCAUUUAUUGCAGAGUAUCCGGUAUAAUUUUGAGAUAUGGCAGUGGUAGAUGUGAAUUCUCAGUGUAAUGAUGUAUGCUGCUUUGUUCUGUGACAUGCAUCUCGUUUCUAAUGAAAGAUUUCUGCCACAAUUUUGCACAAGAAACAUGUACCAGAUCUUUCACCAUGUAAAUACCUGAAUUAGUGUCACAGCAGAGGUAUUUGAAAUGGCAUUAAUACAAAAUGCUUUUGAAAAAAAAAAUUAUAGAAGAAAUAAUGAAAUAUUGUGUGGAUUAAGAUAAAGGGAAAAGGAAAAAGGUUCAUAUGAUAGUAGAAUUUUUUUUAAUACAUGCACAAUUGUAAAUGGAAAUGUUCUAAAUCUGUUUAUUCUAAAUUUAUCUUCUGGUAAAAUCCAUAAAAUUUAUGUUAUGCCAAGGAGGUGUAAGGGGGAUGGAUAGGUUUUUUGCUUCUUUAAAUUAGAUGCACAUUAAUGUGUUUUGGUCAGUUGCUAGGUAGAUAUUGUAUUAGGUAGGUGCACGCUUAUAAAGAAAUUAAAAAAAUCUAAAUCAAUAUUGCCUCAGUUCGUCUUGUUUAGUCAAGUAUACAACCCGUUAUAUGUAUCAUAGGAAUUUUUAUUGUAGUGUGUUGUGAAAAUGAUUCCAUAAGUGGUAUUGUUGGUCUUAAAGUUGCAUUGUUGGUCAGAAGUAGAAAGAAUCACAGGAUUUGUAAUGUCAAAAUGAAAAAUAAAAUUGCAACAGUCAUCAAUAAUUACGUAAGCAAAAACAAACCAGAAAUGGAAGAAUCUGGGUAGAAGUAUGGUCGUGAUUCAAACAGUCUGAUAACCAACACAUAAUUUCAUCUGAAAAUUAUAAAUUUUUGUGGAGGAAUGACUCCUUACAGGUAAUUUACUCAGUGAUAAAUGUAAGGUUGUUAAAUAGAGGAGCCAGAGAAAUGUUGUCCUGUCUGGUAAAAUAAACUUUGGUUAAGCUUUCAAAGGUGAUAUAUGAUGUGUCUGUGAUUGCCUUAGUUAUAGAUGUGAAUUAGUGCAGAAGAUAUGUCACAUAAGUCAAGAAUGCACAGUAUUUGAGAAAAAUGUUUAUAUGUGCUGCACUUGUUGGUACAGAUACUUUUUUUGUGGGAGAAAAUGUGGAGGAAAGAUAAAGAUAUGCCAUAUUUUCAGGUAAAAGAAAAGGGGAGGGGGGAGUUUAAUAAGGACAAAAGUUCAUGGAGCUAUGAAAAGGUAUCAAGGCAUGUGACAUGACUUUUGGACUGUUGGUAGAAAACAUUGUUAAAGAUUGUGUCCAGUAGUGUCUUAAAAAUAUAUAUCUAUGAUGUAUGCUAAUUUUCUUUUUUCCCUCUUUUGCAUUUUUCAGAUGCAGUCAUUAGCUGUAAUAUCCAAUAUGAAGAGACAAGACAAACCACAAAUUCCAAGUCAAAGAUUCAUGGGGGGAAAAUACCACUAUACAGAUGCUCUGCUCUCCACCAAAGGAGAGGAUUUUCAUUGGUGUUUACUAUAUAUGUAUUUGUUCCUAUUUCGAGGUAUGUCUGUGUCAUUGAAAAUCCUUUAUGGACAUACUAAACAAAAACAAAAUGCAAUUUUGUUGAACUGUUAUAGAUAAAUUCUUUGUAUAUACAUUUGUUACUCGAUAUCAUUUUGUCAUUCACUGUUCAUAAGAAACUUGUUCUGAAGUGUUGUUAACAUUUCCAAAAUUUUCUUCAUACAGACAUUUCCUAGUGUUUGCAGGAUCUAAGAACCUGUUCAUGUUAACAGAUAAAAAUAAAACCAAGUUUCCAUGCUA